CCACUACAACACAGCACCUCCAUGUCCCACCAACAUUGAUCAGUACCGCUGGUUCUGUCUAAAAUAGGACUAUUAUUUGCCCGAGCCAUGGAAUGAGCAUUAUCCUUCUUUCGUUGCCCCCUCCCAGCCCUUGAUCAUGUCUGGCAAACGGAUCCUAGAUGCUCUGGCCCUCUUCAAUGCUAGCCGCAACAUCGCGGCCAAACAUCUCGACAUCCGCCUCUCACAAGCCAAAUUAUACGGGCAAUCAUCCUCUAUCCUCAAGGCUGUCCAAACCCAGGGACCAUCAGUGACCGCCGCAGCUUCCCGUUUCGCUUCCUCUUCCUCUUCACAGCCGCCCAGAGAAGGUAUACAGCAGGACCAUUUCUACACACGGUCGGAUACAAACUCGUCACAGGACCAACCUCCUUCUGAAGAUUUGAAUGUUGAACAAGCAAAAGCACAACGACACCCGCUGCCAGAUGGCACCAUUCCUCCCCAGGACAGUCCCAUUGGUGAAAACACGACUGAUGGUAUCACCUUCAACCGACGCCCUGUUGGAGAACCAAAUCAGAAUCCUCUAGACUCUCAGCAUACCCGAGACAGUCUGUCCGCCAUAUCGUCCCAAGAAUCCACCAUUCCCACCCCUCGGACCUCCCCUCUCUCCCCCGACCAAGCACGUUUCGCCCAACGCCAAUCGGAAUACCAGAUUCCCUCCACAAGUGCCGAGCCUCCUACUCCUGGAGAAACAUCCGGCCAGAGUGAAUUCGCGGUCGAGCAGGAACAAGACGUCUUCUAUCAACCACCGGAAUCCUCAACUCCCGUCCUGUCCGCACUCCCUCGCGUCCGUGUCCCCAAAACUGAGAACGAUGUGCAAGAGGGCGAUUCACACAUUCCACCAGGUAUUAAUGCCGAUGUAUAUUACUCCGGAGCAAAAGGCCGAGAUGCGUUGGCCGACGAGCCGUCAGCUGAAGUGCUGGCAAAUUUGUUUCACAGCCCCAAGACUGCAAAAAUGUUUGGCGUCAAGGCCAAGUAUGCGCCGGGGGGAGUAGGUGGGCCCUCGAAGAGGGAAUUUCAUAGCCUAAGGACUCUAAGGCAGAAGGACUCAGCGGCGGCUGCGGCGGACGCAGAUGCACAGAGCAUUAGGCAGCUUGCGUCCGACAUUAGCAAGGAUGCGCGGAGUUCGAAUACGAACACUUCUCAACAAUCGUUCCCAGCAUCACCGCAACCAUACCAGAUGCGCGAGUCCCGUGUCCCCUCAUCCCGGGUCUCCCGCCUAUUUGAAUAUGGAGGCCUCGCAGCAUCCAUGGCAUUCGGAGCCGUCAGCGAAAGCAUCAGUCGAGCCGGUGGGCCCAAUGGAUCACUGGUUCUCAGUGCUGCCAAUAUGGAGAGGCUAGUGGCCAAGCUGUCCAAGAUGCGAGGUGCCGCCUUGAAGAUGGGCCAGAUGAUGAGUUUUCAAGAUUCGAAAUUAUUACCGCCUGCAAUCCAUCAAGUCUUACAGCGCGUCCAGGAUAGUGCGGACUAUAUGCCAGCGUCUCAACGAGAUGCGGUUAUAGAGAAGGACCUUGGUCCGAAGUGGAAGGACUUGUUCUCCCAAUUCGACGACCGACCCAUGGCUGCUGCCUCAAUUGGCCAGGUACACGGCGCCGUAUUACAGGACGGCCAGAGAGUGGCAGUGAAAGUGCAAUACCCUGGUGUUGCCGACUCGAUCUCGUCCGAUCUGAACAAUCUCUCCCUCCUCCUGACAGCAUCACGGCUUCUACCGAAAGGUCUCUACCUGGACAAGACGAUAGCUAACGCCCGCACCGAGUUGGCCUGGGAGUGUGAUUAUGUCCGCGAAGCUCAAGGAGCGAACAAGUUCAGGGAGUUGCUAGCAGACGAAACCGAUAUAUUCACGGUGCCACGAAUCAUCCCUGAGGCUUCAGGGAAGCAAGUCUUGACCAUGCAGCGGAUGGACGGUGUGGCAGUGACCAAGGUGCAAAACUUUAGUCAAGAGCAAAAGGACUGGAUAGGGACCCAGAUCCUGCGCCUGUGCCUGAGAGAGAUCACCGAAUUUCGCUAUAUGCAAACAGAUCCCAACUGGACCAAUUUCCUCUACAACAGCGAGACCAACAAGUUGGAAUUGUUGGACUUUGGUGCAUCUCGAGAGUUUGAUGCCAAGUUUGUUGACCUGUACACACGAGUGUUGGAAGCGGCAGCACGUGAAGAUCGCAAAAGUUGUGUUGACUAUUCUAUACAGCUGGGGUAUCUAACGGGAUACGAGUCAAAAGCGAUGACCAAGGCGCAUUUGGACUCUGUCAUGACCUUGGCUGAGCCCUUUAUGGAUUGGGCGCCCGAUGUCUAUGACUUCAAAGGCCAGACCAUUACGGAUCGAGUGAGGGACUUGAUCCCCGUGAUGCUUCGGGAACGAUUGGCUCCGCCACCUGAGGAGACCUACAGUCUGCAUCGCAAACUCAGUGGCGCAUUUCUCCUGUGUGCGCGGUUGGGAAGUCGAGUGCGGUGUAAGGACAUGUUUCAGGCAGCUCUGGUCAAAGCUGGGUUGCGAUGAGCGCAAAGGAUACCUGGGUCAGAAGACCGAAUCAUCGUCUUCCUCGUCGGUGUGCUCGAGAAUCGUCUCUUGCGACAAGCCGAGGCCCUUGAAUGAAGGAGGCAAUGCACUUGGACUUGGUGGGCCCAGCGGACUGAGCGAACCUGUCGACAACGGCAUCUUCCUCGCUUCACGAACCACCUCUUGAAUCAAUGGUUGUGAGGCUAGCAUCUUGGCCUGGGCCACAAGAGAUUCCUGCUCUUGGGCCUGAGCCUGUUUCUUCUUCCCCUCUCUUGCUUUUCGGUACGAUGCGGCGUCGUGACCCGUGGCGGGUAUGGGUUUUGGCAUGGAUGUACUUUGAGGCGCGGAAGGAGACUUUUGAUCGAGGUGAAAGACAAGAAUAAAUAUGCGCAUCGUCAAAUGGAGGGUCAAGCCGAGAACGAGGCCGAUCGCCACAGCACUACCGAGGAAAUACCAAAGCGCCUGAUAAUGGUCAGUGCCGCAAUCAACAUGGUGUAUGGAUCUGGGUAGCGUUAGGGAGAAGAUACCUCGAAGCGAGUGAAGAUGCGCCAUGGGAGGGUGAAGAGGUCGAGGAGAAGUCGGCCAAUGUAUAUAAAGGGUGUAGACAGGACCAGUAAAAUGUAUAAUAGUGCCUUGAGGACCAGGAAGAUUGGAUACACAAUGUAGUAGAGGAG
Messenger RNA from Exophiala mesophila, 3198 nucleotides. RefSeq lists its product as uncharacterized. Bases 137 to 2524 code for a protein of 795 amino acids. Lineage: Eukaryota; Fungi; Ascomycota; Eurotiomycetes; Chaetothyriales; Herpotrichiellaceae. Gene Ontology annotation, biological process: ubiquinone biosynthetic process. Gene Ontology annotation, cellular component: extrinsic component of mitochondrial inner membrane. The transcript has 2 exons. Gene Ontology annotation, molecular function: kinase activity. The record is from RefSeq and is a predicted model, not a curated record.